Prorocentrum cordatum is the source of this 411-nucleotide messenger RNA. Lineage: Eukaryota; Dinophyceae; Prorocentrales; Prorocentraceae. The record is from the annotation of a GenBank genome assembly.
AUGUGCCCCGAGAACGAGGAGCCUCCGUGGUUCGAGGGCGCCAGCGGCCCGCCGCGGAACGACGCCGUGCUGCUCCUCCGCGACCCGAGGGACGGCCCGCAGCUGCCCUUCGCCUUCCUCGGCAUGGCGAACUGGCACAUCGACAGCACCGAGAGGGCGUGGGACGCCUCGAAGAUCCUCCCCGGGUCGCCGAUGUCGAGCGAGACAUGCAACUGCUCGAGGCAGUGCUGGGAGGACGUGUUCAUGGCACGCUUUCGCAAGAAGCCCAAAGACGGCGAGGCGGCAUUGCUGUCCUUCGUGAAGCUGUUCGGUCACGGGGACGACCUCGUGUUCAAGACACGGGAAGCCGUCUUCGCUGAUAAGAAGAGUUACCUGUACAAUUGGCUGAAGAUCGCCGGAGUCACGGCCUGA